Messenger RNA from Penaeus monodon (black tiger shrimp), 2175 nucleotides. RefSeq names its product dentin sialophosphoprotein-like. The record is from RefSeq and is a predicted model, not a curated record. NCBI's taxonomy places the organism in Eukaryota, Metazoa, Arthropoda, Malacostraca, Decapoda, Penaeidae.
AUGGCGGUGACCCCUUUUCCUCACCCGAGUCACGGUUCCCCCCUCAAAAUGUUCCUCUUGGAGGCCACCACUCCAGGCCCCUGGCCGGCCCACCCGUGCCGGGCCCCCCGCUGCCCGGGGGCCUAUUCUGCCCCGCCGAUACUUACUCUUCAACCUUACCCAAGCCUUCCCUCUGAUGCCAAUGUGGCUGGGGACCCCGUUUAUGAUAUUUUCUACCCGAGCAAGAAUCCCUGGGCCAUUGCCCGGGGGUCUGUAUGUAUGAGCACAGUCCUUCCUCAGGGACACGUGCCCAUGGCUCCCCUGUUGCAACUCCUCGCCUGUAACGAGGAGGUGUGUCUUUACCCCCAUGGAUUUUGUGGCAUCCCUUGCUGCAAAGCCGGCGCCUGCUUUGUGGCUCAAGGGAUCCUUUCCGUGAAUCCUGUCCCUACACACUCCUCAGACCACGAGAUCCAGACAAUGCCCGGGUUAUUAGGCAGUAUGGCCCCUCCUGAAUGGGAAGAGGACUUGCUAAUUCAAAAGCCUUCUCCAGGGCAAGGAAUGCUACCACAGAUGUGCCUGUUUCUUAUUGGGCUGAAGAGUGUGGCUAUGCUGUGCACUGUGCUCAUGCCCCUGGUGUACCCACGGGAGGUGUUUCUAACAGUCAACCACCUCCACACGGUUCCCUCAGAUGAGAGAAUCGGAAAGCAUUUCCUGGUCGAUACCAGCACCUUCCUCUCCAUUUUUCCAGCUAUGCAGUCCGACAGACGAGCAGCCAAUAACGACCUGCAGAGGCUUGUCGCCGCCAAUCAACUCCUACAGUUCCAGAGACAUCGCCACAAAAAAGAAAGGUACCGAAUCCACACCCAGGAAAGAACUGCCCAUGGAGUACUUACACUUUUGUUUUUCCGGACGGAGGAGGUGGUCGAGCUAGUUGAAAGCAUCCUUCAUGUUGCAAGCUUGAUAAAAACGACAUCCGCCGGUGUCCACCAGAUGUCAGGGUUGUUUUGUAGACAUCCCAUCGCUGUUACUUAUCUGUCAGGGAAUCAAGCCACGAAGAUCAGAUCAAGAGGCAGGGACUGGGAUAGUUGUGAUGACAACAAGGAACAGAAUCAAGCCACGAAGACUAAAUCAAGAGACAGGGACUGGGAUAGUUGUGAUGACGACAAGGAACAGAAUCAAGCCACGAAGACUAAAUCAAAGAGCAGGGACUGGGAUAGUAGUGAUGACGACAAGGAACAGAAUCAAGCCACGAAGACUAAAUCAAAGAGCAGGGACUGGGAUAGUAGUGAUGACGACAAGGAACAGAAUCAAGCCACGAAGAUCAGAUCAAGAGGCAGGGACUGGGAUAGUUGUGAUGACGACAAGGAACAGAAUCAAGCCACGAAGACUAAAUCAAAGAGCAGGGACUGGGAUAGUUGUGAUGACAACAAGGAACAGAAUCAAGCCACGAAGACUAAAUCAAAGAGCAGGGACUGGGAUAGUAGUGAUGACAACAAGAAACAAAAUCAAGCCACGAAGACUAAAUCAAGAGACAGGGACUGGGAUAGUUGUGAUGACAACAAGGAACAGAAUCAAGCCACGAAGAUAAGAUCAAGAGACAGGGACUGGGAUAGUUGUGAUGACGACAAGGAACAGAAUCAAGCCACGAAGAUGAGAUCAAGAGACAGGGACUGGGAUAGUUGUGAUGACGACAAGGAACAGAAUCAAGCCACGAAGACUAAAUCAAAGAGCAGGGACUGGGAUAGUUGUGAUGACGACAAGGAACAGAAUCAAGCCACGAAGAUAAGAUCAAGAGACAGGGACUGGGAUAGUUGUGAUGACGACAAGGAACAGAAUCAAGCCACGAAGAUCAGAUCAAGAGGCAGGGACUGGGAUAGUUGUGAUGACGACAAGGAACAGAAUCAAGCCACGAAGAUCAGAUCAAGAGGCAGGGACUGGGAUAGUUGUGAUGACGACAAGGAACAGAAUCAAGCCACGAAGAUUAGAUCAAGAGGCAGGGACUGGGAUGAAGACGAGGAAGUGAAUCACACAGACAAGAAAAACGCAGGGAGGACGACGGGGGACAAAGAAAAUACUGAAUACAAGAGAGGCGAGAAGGAUGUCUCCCACGACCCAAUGGAAUGGGACAGCUGUUUACAAGAUGAUUUCGAACAAGCUCUUCUCAAGUGUGACCAGAUGAUGGAAGCAAGAAGAUUG